Messenger RNA from Aspergillus saccharolyticus JOP 1030-1, 1371 nucleotides. RefSeq lists its product as uncharacterized. NCBI's taxonomy places the organism in Eukaryota, Fungi, Ascomycota, Eurotiomycetes, Eurotiales, Aspergillaceae. The record is from RefSeq and is a predicted model, not a curated record. The coding region runs from base 1 to 1371 and encodes 456 amino acids. The transcript has 3 exons.
AUGAGCACUCUCACUCCUCACAUCUCCAUCCUCACCCUCGACCCCAACACCACCCACCGUCUCAACGCCUGCGCCUACCAACAAUCCGCCCUCACCACCCUGGCCAACACCCAGUACGCCGCCUUCUACACCCCCACCGCCGACCCGUCCACACGCUGGGUGACGCUUGCCCGCCGGACCUUGCAGUCUUCGCAAUGGCACCAUCUCACCUUCACCGACUACCCCCAACGCACCGACGACGGCCACAACACCAUCUCCAUUGGGAUCUGUGCCGGGGACGGCACCAUCCACGUGGCCUUUGACCAUCACUGCGACGAGCUGCACUACCGCAUCUCGCGCGCGGGACUCGCCUACGACGCCCGCGCCGCAAGCUGGACGGCCGCCAGUUUUGGGGGAGUGCAAUCCCAUCUCCCGGGAUGGGUCGCCUUAAUAGACGUGACGUAUCCGCGGUUCGUGUCCGCGGGGAGGAAAUUGUUGUUCGAGUGUAGGAUUGGCCGAGCAGGCGCCGGGUCGGAGGCGCUGUAUCUCUACACCCCCAGAACAUACACCCCCCACACCACCCCCCAAUCCCUCUACCUCCAUGGCGACCACUGCAACCCCUACCCCAACGGUCUCUCAUUCCACGCCCCCACCAACACCCUGCAUCUCACCUGGACGAACCGCCACUUCGUCGCCUACGACGGCGCCACCGACGCAGCGUCCACCGCACAUAAAGCGCAGGCAGGCCCCAACGGCCCGGAGAAUAACGAGGGGUUGUACUAUAUCUCGGCUGUUCUAGCAGAGGAACCUGAUGGACGAACGGUGGGGAUAGAAUGGAAGGACUUGCAGGGAGAAAGUCUCAUGUCUGCCUCCUUCGCCCAAAUCACCCCGAUCGGGGAGGUAAACGGCGCAGGAUUAGACUCGCAGGACCCCCGUCUCCGCGUCAGAGAUAUCCCUCGCGGCAGCGGCAUCAUGAACCAGGAAGGGCAGUUCGUGGAUCCCCGCGGCGGGGUGCAUGUUUUGAACCGCGAGAACACGCGCGGACGCGAGGCGUGGGUUUAUUACUCGUUCGGUCCCACAGGCUGGGAGAGUUGGCCCGUCGAGGGGGUCAGUCCUACCGAGACGGGGCGGAGGGGGAAGGUUGUGUGGUGUGCCGGGGUGGUGUGGUUGGUGUUGCCGGAGAAUGAGAGGGAGGAGAUGGUGCUAGGGCGGUGGGUGGACCAGAAGUUUGUGGUCGUCUGGAGGGGGGCGGGCGUCACUGGGGAGCCCUUGGUCGAUGAGGUUGCGUUACUGCAGGACGUUUUAUCAUUUCUGGCGCUUAGGGUUGUCGGGGAUGGGAGGGAGGUUGUCGUGCUUGAUUUUGAUCUCACCCGGUGGUCAGCCCUACCUUGA